Molecule: messenger RNA, 1100 nt
Organism: Aptenodytes forsteri (emperor penguin)
Lineage: Eukaryota; Metazoa; Chordata; Aves; Sphenisciformes; Spheniscidae
Gene: SLC10A4
Product: solute carrier family 10 member 4
Exons: 2
Biological process (GO): bile acid and bile salt transport
Molecular function (GO): bile acid:sodium symporter activity
Source: RefSeq, a predicted model, not a curated record
AACACGGCCCUGGUGCAGCUGCUGCCCCUGGGGGCGGUGAGCCUGACGCUGGGCAGCACCCUGCUGCCCAUCGGCCUGGGGGUGCUCAUCCGAUACCGGCACCCCCGCGCCGCCGACCUCCUGGUUAAGAUUUCCCUGUGGUCCCUCUUGGUGACUCUGGUGAUCCUGUUCAUCCUAACUGGCACCAUGCUGGGCCCAGAUCUGAUGGCACAUAUUCCUGCGUCUGUCUACACCAUUGCGGUGCUGAUGCCCCUAGCGGGGUAUGCCUUGGGAUAUGGCUUAGCCACGGUCUUUAAAAUGCCCCCACACUGCAGGAGAACAGUGUCUUUGGAAACAGGGUGCCAAAAUGUCCAGCUCUGCACUGCCAUCCUAAAACUCACCUUUCCCCCGGAGCUCAUAGGGAGCAUGUACAUGUUUCCCUUGCUUUACGCGCUUUUUCAGUCGGCAGAAGCAGGACUCUUUGUGCUGGUAUACAAGAUGUAUGGGAGAGACAGCUACAAACAAGAUACACUCGGUGAAGAGGAAGACACAGAUAUUUCCUACAAGAAACUGAAGGAAGAGGAGGUGGCCGAAACUUCAUAUGGCACAGUGACCACAGAGGAGCACAACUCCGUUCAGAUGGAGCCGACGCAGACGGCGCUUUAGGCGAGAUAAGGAGGCAACACCCGGGGACGUGUGAUGUGUGUUGUGCUUGCAACCAAGCUGGGGCCGCGCUCGCCGCUGCGCAAGCGGAGCUGCCCAGCCUCCAUUGUUUCUCCAGCCGCUCCCAUUGUACAAGGUGAUGUGUGUUUAUUACCGUGACAGUUGUAUUUCCUCAAAAAUACUUGUGAAAAAAAAUUUAAAAGCAAAGGAAAAAGUAUCACUGUAACGCAAAUAACCGUACGUCUUCAGGCAAGGAGGCUCCUGCCCACCUGAGUGCAGCAGGAAUGGGUACGAAGAAGGAGACCAGCGUUUUGCAGAGGCGAAGCUGACGCGGCGCUGUGCCAGUGCAGACGAACGGGCAAACCACCUUGCGCGUGUGUAUCUCCGUGCCUCCCACCCGCUGUAAAAGCAUUGUGCUCGUUGUUCUCACCACAAAUACAUGGCAAAGCUGAACCAAA